This is a messenger RNA of Bacillus rossius redtenbacheri, 1606 nucleotides long. Its product is annotated as cytochrome P450 4C1-like. Bases 4 to 1512 code for a protein of 502 amino acids. The transcript has a single exon. The record is from RefSeq and is a predicted model, not a curated record. NCBI's taxonomy places the organism in Eukaryota, Metazoa, Arthropoda, Insecta, Phasmatodea, Bacillidae. Gene Ontology annotation, molecular function: heme binding; oxidoreductase activity, acting on paired donors, with incorporation or reduction of molecular oxygen; monooxygenase activity.
GCGAUGGACGUGUUGCAGUCAUGGACCUUCUGUUGUCUCUCAGCAGCCAACGUCGCCAUUAUCAGCAUCGCCGUGAGAUGGUACUUCCAUAGGAGCCGCUACUUCCAGCUGGGUACCGGGAUACCUGGACCCACUGGAAUUCCUCUUCUGGGCAAUACGUGUGAAGUGAUCGCCUACAGGGAAGAUAUACUGAGCUACUUAAAGGAACUACGCGACCGCUACGGUGCCGUGUGUAAACUGUGGGUUGGACCACUACAAUGUGUUGUGUUGUCGGACCCCAAGGACAUAUCAGUAAUUUUAAGUAGCAGCAAAACUUUAAGUAAGCCAAUGAUGUACAACCCAGUUAGCAUAGUCUUCGGGAAUUCGUUGCUUACUGCCAAAUUUGAAGACUGGAAGAAAUUCCGAAAAUUAAUGGAACCGACCUUCAGUAAUCGCAUCAUCGACUCAUACGUCAGCACAUUCCACGAGAAGAGCCAGCGCAUGGCUGACCUGCUGCAGGAACGCUGCCACGGAGAGCCAUUCAACAUGGCGGACUACUCGCUGCCCUGCGCUCUGGAGAUGCUCUCCGAGACGAGUCUGGGCGUGCCGAUGAACAUACAAGGUAAAAGUCAUCAGCACAGUGUUGUAGAAAAUUUCCCAAAAAUAAUUGAAUUGGGAGCAUAUUCAAUAUUAACACCGUGGAUGUGGUUUCAUUGGACUCAUAAGUUUCAAAGUUUUUAUUAUGAGGUUAUUUCGUUGGUUAAACCUAUUCAUGAUUUUGUAACUCGUAUAGUAAAAGAUAAAACGGAUUCGUAUCUUGGUUCGAGAAAACCAUAUGUUACACCUGAGGCGACCGACAAACCAAAGCCACGUUUGGGGUUUCUGGAACACAUGGUUUCAACCAUGGUGGAAAAUCCAGGACUAUUGAGCAUAGAGGAACUACAGGACCAGACCAUGUUCGUUAUCGCAGCUGGAACAGACACCACAGCCUACACCGUAGCGACCACACUGAUGCUGCUGGGAUUACAUCAAGAUGUGCAGAGGAAAGUCCUACAAGAGCAGGCAAGCAUAUUCGGCGAAGACACAAGCCGACCUGUCACGACAAGAGAUCUGCAACAAAUGGCGUAUUUGGAAAAAGUGAUAAAUGAGACAAUGCGACUUUAUCCCAUUCUUCCACUUGUGGCAAGGCGGGUUGACGAAGGUGUCAGUGUUAACAGCUACACUUUGCCAGCAGGCACAAUUGUCGUAAUCCCAAUUUAUCUAGUGCAUAGGAAUCCAGAAUAUUUUCCGAAUCCGGACACAUUCGAUCCUGACAGGUUCAGCAGAGAGAAUAGUGGCAGUCGCCCUGCUUGUUCGUUUAUCCCGUUUUCCUACGGGCGUAAGAUGUGCCUUGGCAAGAGCUAUGCUUAUAUGGCAAUGAAGACCAUGCUGUCUGUACUGCUGCGAAGAUACGUGGUUUUAGAACAUGGCUCCAGAGAUGAAAUGGAGUGUUUUAAAUUUGAUUUUUUUUUUGAAAUUCAAAUAUGGGUUUAAUAUUAAGAUAGGACAGAGGAAGAUUUGAAUGAAGCAAAUGGCAUAGAUUUAUUUUUAUAGUCCAAUAUCUGAAAAGUCACAUCAAUAAAUAGCA